AUGAGACAAAGUGUGGGUAGGAGGGAGGAGGAUUGGUGUAGUCUCUGGAAUAUUAAAGCUCCACCAAGAGUCAAACAUGUUUUGUGGAGAAUUUGUACGGAUUGCCUCCCGACACGUAGUAGAUUGCGUCAACAUUAUGUUCCUUGCCCAUCUAAUUGUCAAUUUUGUGAGAAUAGUAUUGAAGAUAAUUGGCACGUGUUCUUUGGUUGCAGUUUGACUAAUGGGUGUUGGAGAUCUUCAGGUUUGUCAUCUCUUUUAGACUCUCAUACUCAAUCUUUCAGCGAUGUCAAGUCCAUUAUUCUUGAAAUUUGUAGUACAGAGGAUAGAAAAGUGGCGGGUAGAUUUGCAGUUAUGUUAGAUGUGAUUUGGAAAAAUAGAAACGAUCUUAUUUGGCAUAAUGAGAGUGAGGAAGCAACAAAAAUGGGGUUGCUUGCGUUUCAUAAUUGGCAGGAUUGGUAUAAGGCCCAGAAAGAUCUAGAUAACGAGAAUGUCUAUGAGCACAAUCUGGAUUGGCCCCCGCCAUCGGAAGGGUGGCUAAAGUGCAAUGUAGACGCGGGUUUUAAUAAGCGGAGAGGUACUACGAAUAGGGGUUGGUGUGUGCGUGAUGACACUGGGAAUUUCAUCUUUGCAGGUAUUGCUUGGGAUAUUGGCACCCUUACUAUCUUAGAAGCUGAAGCCUUGGCCCUUAAAGAAGCAAUUCAAGGAGCUAUAUCUUCGCAGCUAGACAAAGUUAUUUUCGAAAGUGAUUCCCAACGAGUGGUUCAAGCCAUCGACUCUAAUUAUAAAGGCGAUUCUGAGUUUAGUUUAAUUAUCAAGUCCAUUAAUAGCUUGUUACAAGCGUUUCUCAACUUCGAGGUGAAGUUUAUCAAACGCCAAGCGAAUUCGGUUGCUCAUUCCCUUGCGAAGGCGGCCAAUUCUUGGUCUAGGCGUAGUUUCAUUCAUUUGAUUCCUCCUUGUAUUGAACAACAUUUGAUUAAUGAAAUGCAUUGA
Messenger RNA from Vicia villosa (hairy vetch), 990 nucleotides. RefSeq lists its product as uncharacterized. NCBI's taxonomy places the organism in Eukaryota, Viridiplantae, Streptophyta, Magnoliopsida, Fabales, Fabaceae. The transcript has a single exon. Gene Ontology annotation, molecular function: nucleic acid binding; RNA-DNA hybrid ribonuclease activity. The coding region runs from base 1 to 990 and encodes 329 amino acids. The record is from RefSeq and is a predicted model, not a curated record.